AGAUCCCGAUGCUCACGGUCAAAUCGUAGCUUGUGAGGAACGAAAGAAUGCCUGCGGUGACCGGAGAAGCGCCCUUACUGAACGGGGGCAGAAGAGAAGAGCAGCGUCCCUGUAAACAGUCCCUUCCCGGGUCCCUAUGCCGAGAGUCCCACUGGAAGUGCCUGCUCCUCACGCUGCUGAUGUUCGGCUGUUUCGCCACACUGGGAUGGUGCUCUUUUUACCGCGUCACUGUCAUGGCUGCCGAUGAACACGGCCUCUACUACGGCGUCCGCGCCCGCCUCUACCAUGACAGCCCCUGCUCCAACGGCUACGUCUACAUCCCGGUGGCCUUCCUGAUCAUGCUGUACCUGGUCUACCUGGUGGAGUGCUGGCACUGCUUCUCUAAAACAUCCUCMCUGGCCCGGGUSAGGAUCAGCAAGGUGUACAACAGGGUCCAGAGGCUYCAGCAGGCCAUGCCCUGUAUCUGGUGGAAGGCCAUCAGCUAUCACUAUGUGAGACGGACACGGCAGGUGACUCGAUACCGCAAUGGUGACGCUUACACCACCACACAGGUGUACCAUGAGCGGGUCAARACACACYCAGSCAGCUCUGAAUUUGACUAUYCRCYACAUGGUGUKAAGGARGUAUCCAAGGAGCUMCUUGGCCUUCUGGAGCACCCGGCCGUACGCCUUCGUUUCACCAAGUGUUUCAGCUUUGCCAGUGCCCYUGCCGAGGCRGCCUACCUCACUCAGCGCGCACGCUUCUUCGCAGAGAACGAGGGUCUGGAUGACUACAUGGAGGCACGGGAGGGCAUGCACCUGAAGAACGUGGACUUCCGUGAGCACAUGCUGGCCUUUCCUGACCCGGCGUGGCCGCCCUGGUUCUCUCGGCGGCGCAUGUAUUGGCUGAUCUCAGCCCUGAUGUUGUCCUGGCCACUACGUGUGGUGUCGGAGUACCGAACGGCGUAUGUUCACUACCAUGUGGAGAAGCUGUUUGGUGAGAACGAGGAAGUCAAUGACAAUGACAGCACUGAGAUGGGCAACUACCGCUUAGGCCAGGAGAAUGGGCAACGCGGUGGCCCCAGAUUACGUGUCAUAUCGAGGGUCAACACUGUGGACAUCACUGAACUGGAGUGGCACAUUCGCUGUAACCAGCAGAUGGUGCCCAGUUACUCCGAGGCCUUGCUGAUGGACCUGAACACCAAUAACACAACCUCAUUGCCCUCUGCGUUUACCGGGGCAACACAUGUCCCUAUGAGGCGGAGCUCCAGCUACGUCCUACAGAGCUGCCCACGCUGCUGCAGGUCCACCAGCAGCUCCUCGCUCCCCUCGCGAGUCAGGGGAAAUGUGGUAAUGGGGGCAGGAUCUUUGACAUAUGGGACAGUGGGAAGGAUGGGAGGAGGAAGGUUAGCCCUCAGCCGCAGUGGAUUAUCUCUGGGCCGUUUGCACACGAUGCGCCAGGCCUGCCUGUUUCACUCCCGGAGCCUUGGUGCAGGGAUGGGGAGUAGAGGGGAUGAAGGUGGUGGGUUUCUGGGACUGGGCCUCCGCCGGGCUAAUGAAGAAAGCAGAGGGGUCCUGGAGUCAGAAGGAUAUGAAGAGGACGAAAAUAGUCUGCAGCUAGAGGAGGAUAGAGAGCAGGAACUAGAGAGAGUGAGGACCGAGAUCAUGCAGGGAGUGGCCUGUGUGACAGAGACACCACCAGCUUAUCAGGAAGCUCUCCACUUGCCUGUGUUGAUUGUCCAUGGUGAGGAGAGCUGUCAUGGAGGGGAGGACCUUGACGCAGGAUAGUCACUGUGAUUGGCAAAGGUGAUGUACAGUAGAGUAGAUAUGCAAAUCUGCUCAGGAUGAUGCAAGAAAUUAGAGAGAGGAGAGGAGAAGAAAACAGGGACAGAGGAAGAAUGUGUGGCGAUAUCGAAAGGGUUGUUAAAGAGAGGGGUAAGGAAGGAGAAAGAAAACAAAUGGAAAAAUCAUGGUUUCCAGACCUGCGAGAAAGCAGUACUGUAUGUGAAAAAUGUGUAGGGAAACAAAACUAUUGUGUCACAGUAGAUUAAAUGACAGUUAUGUAGUUGCUCUUCCUAAAGAGACUGUAAUAUGUGUGUCCCAUUGUCCACAAUGAACAACAAUCGCUUUGUAUCUUUGUUCAUGAAUGUAUGGAAGUAUCAAGGAGCUGCUGAGUUAGCACUUAACAUCAGGAGUAGUUCAUUUUUCACCAAGCUAUUAGAUUAAUUCAAGGGGCACUGUAUAAUGUGUAAAUUUACAGAACUCCCUGUUAGAUGCGGAGCAAAACUCUAAUGCCAAUAAAAAAAUAAGCAAUUACCAUUCCACAAAGAGAGUAUUACCAUUCCACAAAGAGAGUAUUACCAUUCCACAAAGAGAGUAGUCCCAUUCCACAAAGAG
Molecule: messenger RNA, 2375 nt
Organism: Salvelinus sp. IW2-2015
Lineage: Eukaryota; Metazoa; Chordata; Actinopteri; Salmoniformes; Salmonidae
Gene: tmem151a
Product: transmembrane protein 151A
Source: RefSeq, a predicted model, not a curated record